AACAUUUCUUUCUUAAACAUUCUUACUUAAAAUAGAAAUAUAUAUUCUAUUUCGAGAGAUGGCUUCAAAAAUCUCAGCCCCCCUUGUCCUUUUCCUCACAUUCAACAUCCUCUUCUUCACCUUGACCACCGCGUGUGGUGGUGGCUGCAGUCCAGUCCCUAAACCAAAGCCUAAGCCAAAGCCUACUCCAAGCCACUCCUCCACCGGAAGCUGCCCAAAAGACACUCUCAAACUCGGUGUUUGCGCCAAUGUCCUCAAGGAUCUUCUCAAAAUUGAGCUGGGAACGCCACCAGUGAAGCCAUGUUGUUCCCUCAUUAAGGGUUUGGUUGAUCUUGAGGCCGCAGCUUGUCUCUGCACCGCUAUAAAGGCUAAUGUUUUAGGGAUUAACCUUAAUGUUCCUAUCUCUCUCAGCCUUCUUCUCAACGUGUGUGGCAAGAAGGUCCCUUCUGGAUUCGUAUGUGCUUGAUCUAUCUAUCAACCAUUUGAUCGCUAAAUUAUAAUCUUUAAUUUAUGUUUAAGAUUCUUUAAAUUCUCAUGUUUUCAUUUUUAUUUCGAAUAAGUUUUUCUUAUACUUCUUCUACUGUAUCCAUUUUAAAUCAAGUUGCCUCUUAUUUAUGCUUUUAUUCUCAAAGAAUCGUAUUCAUACCA
Capsella rubella is the source of this 648-nucleotide messenger RNA. RefSeq names its product lipid transfer protein EARLI 1. The coding region runs from base 59 to 466 and encodes 135 amino acids. NCBI's taxonomy places the organism in Eukaryota, Viridiplantae, Streptophyta, Magnoliopsida, Brassicales, Brassicaceae. The record is from RefSeq and is a predicted model, not a curated record. The transcript has a single exon.